CUCAAAGCUAAUUGCACGAUUUUGUUCAAAUCUCCGUCUCUUCUUUCUUCUUUUUUGUCAAAUUCGAGACUUUUUCCAUUCACAUUAUUUUAAAAAAAAACUCAAUAAAAUCUGUCUGUCCAAUUUGCAAAGUCAACUCUUGUUUUGUAAAAAAAAAAACACAACAACAACAAAUUUGUAAACUAUAUAAUAAGGAUCCCAAUUGUCGUGGAAGAGAUAGAUAUCAAAAUUAGAAGAGGAAAGAUAGAAUCGAAGCGAAUGGAGAUAGAAGAAGCGAGACGGGGUGAAAGUGGGCAUGUGGUGUGCGGAUCAUGGAUUCGUCGUCCCAAGAAAGUCAACUGGGCCAUCAUCGCCAGAGCUUCCAAACGCCGCGGCUCCUCCUCUCCUCCUCUCCUCAACAUCUUCUCUUUCGAUCCCAUCACCACUUCCCUCUCCUCCUCCCCCUUGGCAAUACAUGAGCUGAAGGAGAGUGAUGGUGAUCCUGUAGCAAUCUCGGUGCAUCCUGGUGGUGAUUAUUUUGUUUGCUCUACCUCCAAGGGUGGUUGCAAGUUGUUUGAGAUCGUUGGAGGAGCAAUGUGUGUUACCAUCUUAGCCAAAGAACUCCCUCCUCUUCAAAAUGCUGGACUACAGAAAUGUAUGGCCUUUAGCUUUGACGGGUCUAAAUUAGCUACUGGAGGAGUGGAUGGGUGUCUCAGAAUCAUGGAGUGGCCAAACCUAACUGUGAUUUUGGAUGAGCCCAAGGCACACAAAUCCAUCCGGGACAUGGAUUUUAGUCUUGACUCAGAGUUCUUAGCAACAACAUCAACUGAUGGAUCAGCUAGGAUAUGGAAAGCAGAAGAUGGUUUUCCUUUGUCAACUUUGGAGCGUAGUGGGGAUGAAAACAUUGAACUGUGCCGGUUCUCUAAAGAUGGGACAAAACCUUUUCUGUUCUGUGCUGCUCAGAGAGGUGAUGUUCCUGUGGUGAAUGUUUACGACAUUAGUACAUGGAAGAAGCUUGGGUUCAAGAAGCUGUCAAGGAAGAGUGCAUCGACAAUGGCAGUGAGCUUGGAUGGCAAAUAUAUUGCUUUGGGUGGCAAAGAUGGAGAUAUAUCUGUCGCUGAAGUUAAAACAAUGGAGAUCUACCACUACAGCAAAAGGCUGCAUCUUGGUCAAACCAUUGCUUCACUUGAGUUCUGCCCUAGUGAAAGGGUAAUGCUGACAACAUCGAGUGAAUGGGGUGAGAUGGUGACCAAACUCACUGUACCAAAAGAGUGGAAAGAGUGGCAGAUAUAUGCGCUGUUGUUUUGCUUGUUCAUGGCGUCAGUGGUACUUGCAUACGUGUUCUUCGAGAACUCAGAUUCGUUUUGGAAGUUACCAAUGGGGAAAGAUCAGAGAAGACCAAAGAUUAGUCUUUUUGGAGAUUCAUCCACUACGCCUGCUGAGGAUCAUAAUAAGUGGAACUUGGACCUAUAGAUUGAAAGAGAUUUAUGUAACUCCACACGAGACGUUUCCUGUCUUUUUUUUAUUUUUAUUUUCGAAACUUCACUGCAUGUUUUAUCUUCUUCCUUUCCACCACAGCUCUAAUGAUUCUGAUUUUUUCCU
Molecule: messenger RNA, 1581 nt
Organism: Brassica oleracea var. oleracea
Lineage: Eukaryota; Viridiplantae; Streptophyta; Magnoliopsida; Brassicales; Brassicaceae
Product: SEC12-like protein 1
Exons: 10
Coding region: 259-1452 (397 amino acids)
Biological process (GO): protein secretion
Cellular component (GO): endoplasmic reticulum membrane
Molecular function (GO): GTPase activator activity; guanyl-nucleotide exchange factor activity; protein binding
Source: RefSeq, a predicted model, not a curated record